Impatiens glandulifera is the source of this 2715-nucleotide messenger RNA. Its product is annotated as probable serine/threonine-protein kinase At1g54610. Gene Ontology annotation, cellular component: cyclin-dependent protein kinase holoenzyme complex; nucleus. Gene Ontology annotation, molecular function: cyclin-dependent protein serine/threonine kinase activity; RNA polymerase II CTD heptapeptide repeat kinase activity; ATP binding. Lineage: Eukaryota; Viridiplantae; Streptophyta; Magnoliopsida; Ericales; Balsaminaceae. The record is from RefSeq and is a predicted model, not a curated record. The coding region runs from base 445 to 2550 and encodes 701 amino acids. The transcript is spliced from 9 exons. Gene Ontology annotation, biological process: positive regulation of transcription elongation by RNA polymerase II; protein phosphorylation.
AGAGAGAGUCUUCUUCAACGUCUUCUUACAUUAUAAGCUAGUUUUUGGACUGUAUAAAAAACCCUUUUUAUGGUUAUAACAUGGAAAGUGUGAUAUGAUGAUUUUACCCCUAUUGACUAAGUCCUCUGCCGACUCAACAUUUAUAUGUCAUAAUUAAUUGCUUGACACAUAUGCGUGGAUUUCAGUAUUUAUUGCCAUGAACGCGUUUUCAACACUCGGAAGAAGAAGAAGAAGAACAAACGAAAGCCAUCCACUCAAUCGAUUCUCUCUUCACUCCCUCUUUCGCCGAAGUUUCACUAUCACACCUGGACAGAUCAUGGAACCCUAACUCCUCUUAAUUUCCAGCUUUAUCUUCCAUCGGAGGUUUCACUCUUAAUCGAUUCUUAUCUCUAAUGGGGAACGAUUUAUAAUCGAGCUUAUUUGCAGCUGUAUUGAUUGAUUCGCAUGGGUUGUCUUUGUGCUAAGCCUUCUACCAUCGAUGAUGAUGAUGAUGACGAAGAAAAUCCAGUACAUAGACAGGUGGUGAAUAAGGCGGCCGCGUCGUCGUCGUCAUCGUCACAAUUGCAUCAUCAGUCCAGGAGGACUUCUUCGAGAAGGGAUGAAACCUUACAGAUCAAGGGUAGAACAGAUGAAAGUGAAGUUGGUAUUGAGGUAAAUGAUAGGAGAGUAGUGAAUCGUUCAAGAAGGGUGCAGGACGACAAUUUCGAUGACAGGAGAAGAGAAAGAGAGAAUUCUGAAGUUCCUAUUUCCUCUUUACCAGUCAUUGGAACUUUUCCAAAGGCUAAUGAAGCUGAGCAGGUUGCUGCAGGUUGGCCAUCUUGGCUUUCUACAGUGGCCGGUGAGGCUCUUAAAGGAUGGGUACCAAGAAGAUCGGAUACUUUUGAGAAAUUAGACAAAAUUGGACAAGGGACUUAUAGUAACGUGUACAAGGCUCGCGAUUUGAUUAACAAGAAAGUUGUUGCUUUAAAGAGAGUGAGGUUUGAUAUGAUGGACCCCGAGAGUGUGAGGUUUAUGGCAAGGGAAAUCCUCAUUCUCCGUAGGCUUGAUCAUCCCAAUGUAAUAAAAUUGGAAGGCUUGGUCACUUCUCGGACAUCUUCCAACCUUUAUCUCGUCUUUGAGUAUAUGGAACACGAUCUCACAGGACUUGCAUCUCUACCUGGUUCAAAGUUCUCCGAAUCUCAGGUGAAAUGCUACAUGAAACAACUUCUAAGUGGUCUUGAUCAUUGUCAUAGUCGUGGUAUUCUUCACCGGGAUAUAAAGGGUUCAAACCUUCUUAUAGAUAAUCAUGGCAUCUUGAAGAUUGCUGAUUUUGGCUUAGCAAGUUUCUUUGAUCCUCGUCGGAAUAUUCCACUUACUAGCCGUGUUGUAACUCUUUGGUACCGACCACCCGAACUUUUACUUGGGGCAACACAUUAUGGUGUCUCUAUCGAUUUGUGGAGUACCGGUUGCAUACUUGGAGAAUUAUACGCUGGCAAACCUAUUAUGCCUGGUAGAACUGAGGUUGAGCAAUUGCAUAAAGUAUUCAAGCUAUGUGGCUCGCCCUCAGAAGAUUACUGGAGAAAGUUAAGAGUGCCUCAAUCAAUUGCAUUCAAACCUUUGCAUCCAUAUAAAUCCCGUUUAAUAGAGACCUUUCGAGAUUUUCCUCCUGCAGCCCUUGCGCUUAUGCAGACAUUAUUAUCUAUUGAUCCUGCACAUCGCGGAUCUGCAGCCGAUGCUAUCGAGAGUCAGUAUUUCAGUACGAAACCAUUUGCUUGCGAUCCUUCUUGUCUUCCUAAAUACCCUCCGAGCAAAGAGAUCGAUGCCAAAAUGCGAGAAGAAGCAAACAGAAGGAAAAUAGCCGAAGGCAAGAGCCAGCGGCUUGAACAAGACAGACUCCCUCGAGCAAUUGCUGCACCUAAGGCUAAUGCUGAAUUAGUUGAAUCGAUGCAGCGGGAUAAUGGGCAAUCAAACACCAAGAGCAGGAGCGAGCUGUUUUAUCCUCAGGAUCAAACCAGGCAGUUGAAAGCAAGAAAAGAAAUUGAUAUAAAUUUUAAGGAUAAAAACCAUUACAAAGUUUCUCACUCUGGACCAUUGUCUUCUUCUUCAUCAAGAAACGGGACGAAACACGAUGAAAUUACAAAUGUUCCCUCCAGUGCCAAUUUAUCGACAUUAUCCAGUUUGGUAGCUUCUAGAACGUUAUUGUCUGAAGACAAAUCUGACUCUAAUCAAUUAGAUGCUAGAUAUUCGGAAUCAUUAAACGGAACUGGAUCGAUGAGACAGUACGAGAGGAUUCCUUAUCGCCCAUACAAAAUGUCUGGCCCAUUGCAAACUGAAAACAGCAGAAAGAGCAUUAGAGAAACAAAUCCAAAUGAAAAUGGGUUUACUAAAGUGGACAAGACCCGAUUCUCCGGUCCAUUGAUGGUUCCAUCGAACAAUAUGGAACAAAUGUUGAGAGAUCAUGACCGUCGAAUACAAGAAGCAGCUAGACGAGGACGGCUUGACAGCAUUAGUAAAAUUCAAUCUCAAGAAACGCUAGCGGUUAAUAACCCAAGAUACUCUUCUAGCCGCUAGGCCUCCCAUUGGAACUAAAUAGAGAGGAGUCGUAAAUAGUUGUAGUGUUGUAGUUGCAUUUUGUUUCUAGUAUAGUGUUAGCUUUAUAUAUCAUUCUUCAUAAAAUUUCAAACAGUUACAGAGUAAAUGGUUUAAAAAAUAAUAGAAUCUUUUAUUUGCUUUUCA